CCCCCCGUGCUGUUCCGGAUGAGACGCCUCCCUCCCUCCGCCCCUCUGAUCCUCUUAUCAGCGAGCGCGCGGCCAAGAUGGAUGUUGUAAACCAGCUGGUGGCCCAGGGCCAGUUCACCAUAAUCAAACAACCACUGGGAUUCAUCAAAGUUCUUCAGUGGAUCUUUGCUAUCUUCGCCUUCUCGACAUGUGGCAGCUACUCUGGCAUGUUCAAGAUGAGUGUGGAGUGUAAAAACCGGUCGGACAGCGACCUCGGCAUUGAAGUAGAAUUUGAAUAUCCUUUCAGGCUCCAUCAGGUUUACUUCGACGCCCCCACCUGUAAGGGAGGGAACCGCGAGCGCCUGUUCCUGGUCGGAGACUACUCCUCUUCAGCCGAGUUCUUCGUCACCAUUGGUGUUUUCUCCUUCCUGUACUCCAUGGCGGCCCUGGCUGCAUACUGCUUUGUGCUGGAGAAGUACCGUGAAAACAACAAGGGGGCUCGGAUUGACUUUGGCGUGACAGCAGUGUUUGCCUUCAUGUGGCUUGUUUCCUCGUGUGCGUGGGCCAAAGGUCUGUCGGAUGUGAAAACAGCUACCGAUCCAGAUAGAGUCAUCACUCUCAUCGGAGCCUGUGAUGAGCCAGAGGUUCGCUGCAAAGAGGUCUUUGAGCCCAAGGUCUCGGGCCUCAACACGUCUGUGGCUUUUGGUUUCAUCAACCUGAUUCUGUGGCUGGGGAACCUGUGGUUCGUCUUCAAAGAGACCGGCUGGAUGGCUGCAUUCGCUGGAACAUACGUCCCCUCGCAGGAGAAGCAGCCCGCCCCCGAUUCCUUCGGACAGGGAGGCUACGGACAGCAGGACCCCUACGCCGGCACCCAGGGGGGAUACCAGCCUGAAUAUGGCCAACAAGGAGGCUACAGUGAAGAUGGAGGUUACAACCAGGGCUAUGAACAGCAGCCCACCUCCUACUCCAAUCAAAUGUGAGCCUGCACAGCUGAAACCGCCGCCGCAGGAUGGUUAACCUUGUGAUGUUUUGGAGAACGGUUCUCGACCACCGCCUGCAUUUCCACAACCCUCUGUGUGUGUGUGUGUGUGUGUGUGUGUGUGUGUGUGUGUGUGUGUGUGUGUGUGUGUGUGUGUGUGUGUGUGUGUGUGUGUGUGUGUGUCAACAGGCAGAGGGAGGGGGGGCACCAGGGUGGGGGGAGGAUAGGGGAGUCUUUGCUGUAACAUGAUGAUUAUUCUUGUGGUGUAUUUUAACUGUAGAAGACAACAGAGGAUUGUCUGUUUGGUUAUACAAGAAAAACUUGAAUACAAAUACCAAAACAUUUGUUGAUGAACAUUUAAGGUACAUCUUGCAAAGGAGACGACUUACAUUUAUGAGAAAAAAAAACUAAAACAUAAAAAACAAAAAAAAAACCUGUAGUAAUAUUUAACUUGAGAGAAUGUAUCUGUCUGUGCUGUGUAAA
Messenger RNA from Nothobranchius furzeri (turquoise killifish), 1441 nucleotides. RefSeq names its product synaptophysin. Lineage: Eukaryota; Metazoa; Chordata; Actinopteri; Cyprinodontiformes; Nothobranchiidae. The record is from RefSeq and is a predicted model, not a curated record. Gene Ontology annotation, cellular component: presynaptic active zone; synaptic vesicle membrane; synaptic vesicle.